Messenger RNA from Perognathus longimembris pacificus (Pacific pocket mouse), 1270 nucleotides. It is a transcript of the gene Stx19, whose product is annotated as syntaxin 19. The record is from RefSeq and is a predicted model, not a curated record. Gene Ontology annotation, molecular function: SNARE binding; SNAP receptor activity. Gene Ontology annotation, cellular component: endomembrane system; plasma membrane; presynaptic active zone membrane. The coding region runs from base 101 to 985 and encodes 294 amino acids. Gene Ontology annotation, biological process: synaptic vesicle fusion to presynaptic active zone membrane; exocytosis; intracellular protein transport. The transcript has a single exon. NCBI's taxonomy places the organism in Eukaryota, Metazoa, Chordata, Mammalia, Rodentia, Heteromyidae.
GCUAGGAGAUAGUUAUCUGAAGCCAACUGCUACUGGGGAAAAAUAUCAAAUUUGUCUUUGUUUAUUACAGUCAUUUUCUCUGUUUAGGGGAAAAGUGAAGAUGAAAGACCGACUUCAAGAACUAAAGCAGAGAACAAAAGAAAUUGAACCCUUCACAAACACUCAGUUAUUAACUAUGGAGUCAGAGGAACAAGGGGUGUUUGUGCAGCAAGCUGUUAUUUAUGAAAGAGAACCCGUAGCUGAAAAGCACCUACAUGAGAUCCAAAAGCUACAGGAGGACAUUAAUAAUUUUGCAGAUGAUGUUCAACAAUUUGGACAGCAGCAAAAAAGUCUGGUGGCUUCCAUGAGAAGGUUCAGUCUACUCAAGAGAGACAGUAGCAUUGCAAAGGAGAUAAAAUGCCAAGCAGAAAACAUUACCAGAGGUUUGGGUAAUUUAGUUAAAGAACUUAAAAAGUCAGAGGUUGAAAAUGGGCCAACAUCUGUGGUCACAAGGAUACUUAAAUCUCAGUAUGCCGCCAUGUUCCGCCACUUUCAGCAAACCAUGUUUAUGUACAAUGAAACAAUAGCAGCAAAGCAAGAAAAAUGCAAGACUUUUAUAUUCCGUCAGCUUGAAGUUGCUGGGAAAGUACUGCCUGAAGAAGAAGUAAAUGAAAUGCUUCAUCAAGGAAAAUGGGAAGUUUUUAAUGAAAGCUUACUUACGGAAACAAAUAUCACUAAAGCACAACUCUCAGAGAUUGAGCAGAGACACAAGGAACUUGUUAAUUUGGAGAACCACAUAAAAGAUUUACAUGAUCUUUUCAUUCAGAUUUCUCUUUUAGUGGAGGAACAAGGAGAGAGUAUCAACAAUAUUGAAAUGAUGGUGAACAGUACACAAGAUUAUGUUAACAUUACUAAAGAGAAAUUUGGACUUGCUGUAAAAUACAAAAGAAGAAAUCCUUGCAGGAAACUGUGCUGUUGCUGUUGUCCAUGCUGUGGCUCAAAAUAAAGAAGUUACUUUAGAAACUUUUCUAGUUUUUAGGUAAAAGAUAUCCCACAUUUCAGUGUCUAUUUUGUAUUUUUUCAUUUCACCGUUAUAUUCACACAUUGCAUAACUGCUAAGUUAUAACUUUUCCCUUUAGCAUUUCUUACUUGAAUUACAGAAACUUCAGAAGCUAGUGGCGAAUCAAAUCCUUAAGUUAAUACUCAAAAAUUAAUAAGCCACAAUGAAGUUAGAUUCAUCCUAGAUAUGAGGGGAUGGUUUAGUAUAUAGACAAAUAUAUUUGAUAAGGAC